AAGAAAUGCAUAUGUUAACUCAUGUUUCACACUCCAAUCCAGAUGGUGGCAGUAAUAUUCCAAAAUGCUGGUUGCCAACUGUCAAAAAUAUUAAUAAGAAGAAGUGCCACCAGCGUAAGCAAGCGCCGCCAAACAAAACAAAGCACUGCUGGGAAAGAGUCAGUUUUAUUUACAAGACUCACUGUGAGGAACAGUUGUAAAUUUGGAAAUUAUUACCUUAGAGGACCAGCAGAUGCAGCUUUAUUCGGAGGAGGACACGUGUUUCAGAGCGAGCGGUACUGUGGACUGAUAUUAUUCUACACAUGCUGAAGGUGAACUCCAUCACUGAGAACUUCAUGGCAGAAACACCAGGAAGGGCUCUGGAAAUGUCAGGCCUGAUGGAGGAGACACGCCAUGUUAAAGAGAGAGAAAAAACUAAAUCACUGAAGAGAAAAGACAAAAAAUGUUUCACCUGCACUGAGUGUGGCAGGAGUCUGUCAAACAAAGAGAAUCUCAAGGUCCACAUGAGGAUCCACACCGGAGAGAAACCAUUCACAUGUUCUCAGUGUGGCAAGAGCUUCAGAGAUGCAUCAAACCUUAAUAAACACAUGUUGAUCCACACUGGAGAGAAAACACACACAUGUGGUCAAUGCAGCAAGACAUUUUUGAGGGCUUCAGAGCUGAAUGAUCACCUUAGAGUUCAUACAAAAGAGAAGCUUUAUUCAUGCGCACUGUGUGGAAAGAGUUUUGCAAAUCAAACAAGUUUGAGAUAUCAUCAGAAGACUCACACCGGUGUGAGAGAGUAUGUGUGCUUUGAGUGUGAGAAGACCUUUAUUACAGCUGCUAUCCUAAAACAACACCAGAUGAUUCACACUGGAGAGAAGCCUUACAAGUGUGCACACUGCGACAUGCGAUUCAUGUAUUUAGGAAGCCAGAAAACACAUGAGAGGACUCACACUGGAGAGAAACCUUACAAGUGUAUACACUGCGACAAGAGAUUCAGUCGGAUAGAGAACCAGAAAUCACAUGAGAGGAUUCACACUGGAGAGAAACCUUACAUGUGUUCACACUGCAACAAGAGAUUUCGUGAUGCAAAAUGUCUAAAACAACACCAGAGGAUUCACACUGGAGAGAAACCUUAUAAAUGUUCACACUGCGACAAGAGAUUCAGUUGCAUAGGAAACCAGAAAUCACAUGAGAGGAUGCACACUGCAGAGAAACUUUACAAGUGUUCACACUGCGACAAGAGAUUCAGACAUUUAGGAAACCAGAAAUCACAUGAGAGGAUUCACACUAGAGAGAAACCGUACAGGUGUUCAUACUGCGACAUGAGAUUCAGUCAGUUAAGAAGCCUGAAAAUACAUGAGAACAUUCACAGUGGAGAGAAACAAGUGAGAUUCAGUCAGUCAGAAACAUUGAAAAACACACAAGAGUGUCACGUCUGAGAGUAACCUUAAUGUACAAAUAUGCAAACUAGCAAUAUUGAUGGGUCACUUAAUGUCCACUUGGAACUUCUCUUAAUUGUAUGAGAGCAUGCGGAGCUUCGUCCAGGAGUUUGGGCAAUUAUAGGCUGGGCUGAAAUGAAGUCAUCUGGCUUGGAGAUAUAGAAGUUUGCAUGAUUAACCCCUGUAAUCUUCAGACUGGUGAGCUGAUCUUCCUUUAACUAUAGAGGAAUUACCAACCUACGUCACACAUGACGUCACACGGGUUGCAAAAAGAGACCGGUUGCAAAAGCAAACAUGUUGUGUUGUGCGGUAGGAUGCCAAAUUCGAGUCCAAUAAUAGAAAACUUAACUUUAACUUACCAAACUUCCAGGGAGUUGCGUUGAAGGAAGUUGAAGCUAAACUAUGCAGGACAUCGGCCCUCCAGGAUUGAGUUUGAACACCUCAACUCUGUGGCAGUAGUCUCAAACUCAGUUCCUGGAGGGCCGGAGCUCCAACUCCCACCUGCUUUAUAGUUUCUAGUAGUCUUGAUCACAUUGAUUAAAUAGAUCAGGUGUGUUUGACUAGGGUUGGAGUAAAACUGUGCAGAGCUGCGGCCCUCCAGGAGUUGAGUUUGAGACCUAUGCUCUAGGGCAGGGAUUUCCAAACUCGGUCCAAGAGGGCCGUUGUCCGGAGUUUGGCUCCAACUCUAAUCAAACACACCUGAACCAGCUAAUCAAGCUCUUACUAGAUAUGCUAGAAACUUUCUGGCAGGUGUGUUGAAGCAAGUUCGAGCUAAACUCAGCUGGACACUGGUACUCCAGGAUCGAGUUUGGACAUCUCUGCUCUAGGGGAUCCUAAGGCGUUCUCAGGCAAGCUGAGAGACAUAGGCUGCGUCCGAAACCGCCUACUACUCAGUAGGUACUGCAUUUGAGUUUAAACGUACUACUCGGCCGUUAGAAAAGUACGUUCUAUACAGUAUG
Messenger RNA from Danio rerio (zebrafish), 2383 nucleotides. The record is from RefSeq and is a predicted model, not a curated record. Lineage: Eukaryota; Metazoa; Chordata; Actinopteri; Cypriniformes; Danionidae.